UUGAAGGCAACCUUGUAAUGGAGAGUUUGUGUAGCUUCGUCUGCCUCCUAAUAGGAAGAGAAGUAUGAGCUCUUCCAGUCCUUAUUUCACCCAUUCUGACACACUGGUUUAGGAAAAUUAAAGGACGAACUAGAAAAAGACAAUGCACAGCGGACAAGUUGGCGUCCAAGAAUGUCAAGAAGCUGCUACGGAUCAAAGAAUCACCCAUUCAGGAGUGGAAGCAUGGGCCGCCAGCCCGAUAACAGUAGUUGUUGAGUCACCCGUCUUCCGUCUACAGCGGCCCCCAUCUACCUGUUACCAGCCUGAGGUACGGAAAAAAAGCUGGUCCAACUGUCUUGAGGAUUUUUGCUGCAAGUAUGACAUUCACUCCGAUUGGUACGACUUUAAAGGAAAAGGUUUUUGGUAUGUCCUUUUCCUCUUGCUUAUGUACUUAAUUGUGUUCGUCAUUGUGGUCGCAGUUUUGGUUGUAGCUGGUACUUGCUAUAUCUUAUGUAAAUUUUGUGAGUCAAGUGAGUCCACGAGUAGAGAACAAAGGCCGUCCAGCGGAGGUACAGUGUGCAUCCCAAUCCCAUUAUUUGAAGAGUAGUUUAAAGCGGAUCUAAUCAAACGUGAACUUCGAACAAGAUAUUAGUGUAAAAUAUUCCCUUAAUCGUUGGAUUAGGAACAUUGCUAUAAGGCCAUCCCCACACAAAAUGUUUACUUGACCAUUACAGCCCUGAAAAUUAGAUAUGAACGAAUUCUAUUUAACAAAAACUCUUUAUCGCAUGUUUUAUACUAAAUCGUGAAUAUGAAUCUGAAUAUUGUCGGAUAAUGUAGUUGACUUUCAUUUUUAGUCAGCAGAGGAACGAAAUUCUACGGGGAUGGCCCUAAUAAGCGAAAUAGCAUAACCUGUGAUGAUAAGUUAGCAGAGAGUAUAUACCAAAGAUUUCAGAAGCGUCGUAGUUCAUAGUUGUGAAAUAUUUACAAUAACAUCUGGACAAUGUUCAAUAAAUUUUCAUAUAUGCUGUC
Stylophora pistillata is the source of this 1008-nucleotide messenger RNA. RefSeq lists its product as uncharacterized. Lineage: Eukaryota; Metazoa; Cnidaria; Anthozoa; Scleractinia; Pocilloporidae. The record is from RefSeq and is a predicted model, not a curated record.